AUGACCGUGUUGGUUGCAGUGUCGCAGCCAGGUGCGAUAAUAAUUGGCCAGCAGCAGUUCAGCUCGCACGACCCCGUCACGACUACCUGCACCACCUGCCAACAGCACGUCCAGACCAGGGUGGACCACGAGACCGGACUCAUCACAUGGGCCGCCGCUGCAGGCCUCUGUCUUGUCGGCUGUGAUCUGGGCUGCUGCCUGAUCCCGUUCUGUGUGAACCAGCUGAAGGACGCCCGUCACUCCUGCCCCAAUUGUAACACUCACCUGGGAACGUACAAGGUCAUCAAGUAAACACCUGAAACACCUGGACUGAACACAUGGACUGAACACUUGGACUGAACACCUGAAACAGCUGGACUAAAUGGAUAGCAAAGUUCUUUGAUCACAACCAUUUAUUUUUACGAGCCGACGUUUCGAUGACCGUCUGUCAUCUUCAGCAGGGCAAUUCUGACUGGUUUACUGUGCACUGACGCUAGAUGUUACUUGGUGCGUAGUGCACUAAAUGUGUUACGUGGCUCACAGUGUAUACGUACUGUUACAUGGUUCACUCCAGCUUCAGUGCACAGCAAACCAGUCAGAAUUGCCCUGAUGAAGAUGACAGACGGUCAACGAAACGUCGGCUCGUAAAAAUAAAUGGUUGUGAUCAAAGAACUUUGCUAUUCAUUCGUUUUCCAACCUGGACUAAAUAUCUGACAUCAUAUGUCCUGUUCAGACGAAGAGCUGGAACCGCAUUAGAUCCAGCUUCCACCGAAGCAGGAUUCAUGUGGCCCCCAUCUGAACGCGCCAUUCGCAUUGAAAGCGCCUCGAUCCCUCUAGAAUUGAUACUUAUCCAUCUUGCGUCUUUUCAUCACUUGCGUCUUUUCAUCCAGCGCUUUCGUCUGAACAUGGUCUGAGACACGCUUGGGGAAGAAACAUUUGUUUGUACUAUACGUGUGAAUUCACUUUGACUAAGACACUCUUUCUACCAAGAAGCUUUUUAGACGAAUGUUUAGAAUUUGAUAUCAUGUAAAUAUGUUUGUAGCAGUCGUCAUCAAUACUGUAGUACCGCUUGGGAAAGAUACACAGUAUCAGAUGUUUGUUAGUAUAUCUGUAUCAACUUACAAAUCUAUAUGAACAGCAUAAA
Branchiostoma belcheri (Belcher's lancelet) is the source of this 1123-nucleotide messenger RNA. Its product is annotated as lipopolysaccharide-induced tumor necrosis factor-alpha factor homolog. Lineage: Eukaryota; Metazoa; Chordata; Leptocardii; Amphioxiformes; Branchiostomatidae. The coding region runs from base 1 to 291 and encodes 96 amino acids. Gene Ontology annotation, molecular function: zinc ion binding. The record is from RefSeq and is a predicted model, not a curated record. The transcript is spliced from 2 exons.